Vigna unguiculata (cowpea) is the source of this 643-nucleotide messenger RNA. Its product is annotated as large ribosomal subunit protein uL14x/uL14z/uL14y. Gene Ontology annotation, molecular function: large ribosomal subunit rRNA binding; structural constituent of ribosome. NCBI's taxonomy places the organism in Eukaryota, Viridiplantae, Streptophyta, Magnoliopsida, Fabales, Fabaceae. The record is from RefSeq and is a predicted model, not a curated record. Gene Ontology annotation, biological process: translation. Gene Ontology annotation, cellular component: ribosome; cytosolic large ribosomal subunit.
CGGCGUGAGAAGCCAUAGGGAGAGAGAUGUCGAAGAGAGGGCGCGGAGGAUCGGCGGGUAACAAGUUCCGCAUGUCACUGGGUCUGCCAGUGGCGGCGACGGUGAACUGCGCCGACAACACGGGAGCGAAGAACCUCUACAUCAUCUCGGUGAAAGGGAUCAAAGGUCGUUUGAAUCGUCUUCCUUCGGCAUGCGUUGGCGACAUGGUCAUGGCCACCGUGAAGAAGGGGAAGCCCGAUCUCAGGAAGAAGGUGUUGCCAGCUGUCAUCGUUCGCCAGCGCAAGCCCUGGCGCCGAAAGGAUGGCGUUUACAUGUACUUUGAAGAUAAUGCCGGUGUUAUUGUCAAUCCCAAGGGAGAAAUGAAAGGUUCUGCUAUCACCGGUCCUAUAGGAAAGGAGUGCGCUGAUUUGUGGCCAAGGAUUGCUAGUGCAGCCAAUGCUAUCGUUUGAGUGGGAAUUCUUAUUAAGUGAACUGUUUUUUUUGUCCGUGUAGAACUUAAAUUUGCCUCAGAUUUUGUUUUAGGUUGAAAUUGGAUUUUAAGUGAUACAGUUUUUUUUAUUAUAUCGUAUCUUUUCAGCAAGAAACCUUUGGAAGAGACGAGAUUAAUUAGUAGUUGAGAAUUUUGUUAUUGUUUCUUGGCUCA